AUGUCUGCCAAUAUUCCUCUCGUGAAGAUGCCCAGUGGUCACUCGAUUCCAGUCAUUGGAUUGGGAACAUUCAAGACCACGGAUAGGGAAGUCGUAAAGACGUCAAUAUCUGCUGCUCUAGACGCCGGGUAUCGCCACAUCGACACGGCACACAUAUAUCAAAACGAAGCGGACAUUGGGGAGGCCCUGAAGGUCAAAUUUGCCGAAGGUGGUAUCAAACGGGAGGACGUUUUCAUUACAACCAAGGUUGUUAUGCUCUGGGGAACGGAGCAUCAUCCAAUGGACGUGAGACCGGCCUGCGGGGAGAGUCUGAGAAAGCUGCAGCUCAGUUACGUCGAUUUGUAUUACGUACACUGGCCUGUGCAUCUACUGCGUCAAGGUGAAUCGCGUGGCCCAUUCACCCUGGAAGACACUUGGAGGGAGAUGGAAAAACUCGUCGAUGCGGGACUUGUCAGAUCCAUAGGCAUCUCCAAUUUUAACAAAGCCCAAAUUGAUCGAAUUAUGGCCAUUGCACGCAUCAAACCAGCAAUGCUCCAGAUAGAGUCGUCUGUUGUGUUCCUCAACGAGAAGCUUAUAAAGUAUGCCCAGCUGAUUGGACUCCCAGUGACUGCUUAUGCGCCCUUUGGGUCGCCGGGAACUUCUCCUGACUACGCCAACCCUCUGGAAUUGCCCUGUGUCCUGGACAUCGCGAAAGCCCAUGGCAAGUCUCCCGCCCAGGUUCUUGUCCGACACGCACUUCAGCGCCAGCUUGUUGUCAUUCCGAAGAGCACCAGCCCCAAACGCAUACUGGAAAAUAUCAAGGUUUUCGACUUUGAACUUUCACCAGUGGAAAUGGAGGCACUAAACAACGCCGAGCCAAAUCAGUGUCGUCGAUUCGGUCUAAGAGCAUGGUCGAAACUCCCAGAAUAUCCAUUCGACGACGAAUUAUGA
Molecule: messenger RNA, 930 nt
Organism: Mesocestoides corti
Lineage: Eukaryota; Metazoa; Platyhelminthes; Cestoda; Cyclophyllidea; Mesocestoididae
Source: the annotation of a GenBank genome assembly